GGGAUGGCACAGCUUAGGCUCUAACCAGUAUCGGCAUAUAAUAGGCAUCCCUUCACUUGCUACGGGAAUUGUUGCAUACCAAAUUUUUUAGAGAUUGUUUUAGCGUACGGGGCUGGGGGAAGGCUUCCUAUGCUGCUUUCAUGAAUCUGUUGUAUCUACCAUGACUUAUCCCAAUGACACCACCCCCUCGGCUCUAUCGGACUCGACCAAGGGAGAGUCCAGUGAAGCCGAGCUACGGGCACCGGAGAAGUUACAACAAACAGGGGUGCCUCGCCCGCAAUCAGUACCGACAACUUCCCACGAAGCCCCUCGACCGGAUAAUGUACAGCACUAUCCUAAGGCGCAGGCCCAUAUGACACACACUGCACAGAGGGGUGCGCCCUCCUCCCUGAAUAUGCGGGACAUGAGAUCAUCAUUGCCUGGAUAUCAGUCCCACUCUAUACUUUAUGAGCAACAUCAUAUUCAGCAGCCAUAUGUUCCCACGGCUCAUCCCCAUGGUGUCAUAUACGCAAUGCCUCCGUUGCCAUCAUAUCCUGGGGCGACAAUAAGCGCAAAUAUGACUUACAACACUCCUUUUAACCAGGUUUACGCGCCUUACCUUCAGCAACAACACGAGGAUCUGCAUAUGUCUCAUGGUGCCACAGGGUAUCAAUCCUUGGUACCGCAUUCACCCUCUCACUUGAAUGUCCAUAUCCCGGCCCAAGCAUCUGUAUAUGGGCUGAACUAUUAUUCUCAAACUGCAUACACGACGGCGCUAGGACAUGGGCCGGGUCCCCCGACUACGCCUUCUUCAGUUCAAAUGCAGUUGCGUGUUCAAACCCAGAAUAUGCAGGGACCAACCAUCAAGGUAGCGUCGGGUCUGGGAAAAGAAAAUAGACAACGGCGUCUGGAUAUGGAAUACGACGUCUCGAAGACAAUCGUAGACGGAUCGACUCCCAUGAGGCCUAUCCCCGUUCAAACCUCUUCGGCGGAUUCAACCUCGCAUUCAUCUGUGUCAAGCGCUCCAAGGGGACCACCGCGAAAGCCAAAGCAAUCUGGACAUGCACUCUGGGUCGGCAACCUUCCCCCUGGUACGAAUAUCGUUGACCUGAAAGACUACUUUUCUCAGGGUGCCACAAAGGAGCUGGAGAGCGUCUUCCUCAUAUCUAAGAGCAACUGUGCUUUUAUCAAUUACAAAACAGAGGCCGCCUGUGCCGCAGCGCUGUCAAGAUUCAAUGAUUCCAGGUUCCAUGGGGCGCGUCUUGUCUGUCGGCUACGCCAGGGAAUUGUCUCCCCGGGAUCCAAUUCUGACUCUAUCGGUCCCUCUACCCCUAUCUUGUACCACGAUGGGGAAGCCAAGCAAUCAAACACUGAGCUUGAGAGAACCGCUGCAGAUGGUAGGCUGUCACGCACUCGGGUUCCUAACAGGUACUUCAUAGUCAAAAGCUUGACUGUUGAUGACCUCGAACUCAGUCGACAAAGCAACAUCUGGGCAACUCAAACACACAACGAAGAACAGCUGAAUGAUGCUUACGAGAACGCAGACGAUGUCUAUCUUAUAUUUUCCGCCAACAAGUCGGGUGAAUAUUACGGAUACGCCCGUAUGAUGUCGCCCAUACAAGACGACGAGAGUUUGACAUUGGAGAUGCCUCCACGACUGGACAACAUUCCUGAACCUGAGGCUCCAGACGUGACACCCACGCCAGCAACAUCCACUGCGCCUGAUGGACGAAUCAUCAACGACACUGCGCGGGGAACUAUCUUCUGGGAGGCCGAAUCUUCAGAAGAUGAGAGCGGUAUGAGCAAGGAAAAGGCCAUCAACGAAGGAGUGGAAGAACCUACGGAGAUUGGAGCUCAAUUAAUCGGAAAGCCGUUUCGAAUUCGGUGGCUCUCGACUACACGGGUCCCCUUUCACCGAACGAGAGGCCUACGGAAUCCCUGGAAUUCGAACAGAGAAGUCAAGAUCGCCCGCGAUGGGACAGAGAUCGAGCCGGAGGUAGGGUCGAAACUUCUGCAGCUAUUCCAUGCUCAGCCUCAAGAAUAAGACCCAGGCGAGAAGGGGAUACAUCGUGGUCUAAAAGGGGAGACGGCAGACGGUGACAGGGCCCGGACGGGAUGAGAGGAGCCAGCAAAGAGAAACAGGGAGACCCCGAAGAGUAGGGAGGAACAUCUGGACAGACAUGCCGAGAGACAAGUCGUGGGGCGUCGGAAUGGUGAAUUCUGAGCUGAGACUGCCCCAAGGGACCUUCCCAUCUCACGCGGAGUAUGUCAACCGCGGAUAUGCCUUGGUUGGGGUAAGGGGAGGGGGUAAUACCUGCAUUGCCAGUCGACGCACCCUUGGGUUUCUGUGAAAGGAAACCCCCCUCCUGAGGACUGUCCAUGGACCAGAAGAACACGAAUGACUCCUUACUUCGGGGCCGAGGUAAGACAGUAUACGUACCUUAUCUACUCCGUACCUAUAUAGAUAUAUACUUUGGACCACGUGUUUAGACACAAGAGAAAUAAGAAAUACACGCAGAUAUAUACACAGAU
This is a messenger RNA of Aspergillus ibericus CBS 121593, 2511 nucleotides long. RefSeq names its product putative YT521-B-like splicing factor. Gene Ontology annotation, molecular function: N6-methyladenosine-containing RNA reader activity; mRNA binding. Gene Ontology annotation, cellular component: nucleoplasm. NCBI's taxonomy places the organism in Eukaryota, Fungi, Ascomycota, Eurotiomycetes, Eurotiales, Aspergillaceae. The transcript is spliced from 5 exons. Bases 161 to 2023 code for a protein of 620 amino acids. Gene Ontology annotation, biological process: regulation of alternative mRNA splicing, via spliceosome; mRNA splicing, via spliceosome. The record is from RefSeq and is a predicted model, not a curated record.